GGGCGCAUCGUAGCAGCCGGUGCAACAGUUGCCUCGCGACCAUCAUGGUGGUGAAUUCAGUUCGUGGCGUCGUUUCGUACCUGGGUUCCGGUGCGGGUGCUCCGGAUGCAGCGCGAGCCCUCGACCGGAGUCACCUGACGAGCCGCUGGAAUCCGGCGAUGUACUCCAACGGACCAUCGGGACCCUCGGUACCGCUAGGACCCGGCUACACCACGCUGGAUGGUGGCGGUGGACCCUCUGGUGGGGGUGGCGGUGGAUCCUUCUAUCAUCAUCCGAUGAUGCACCAGAAUCAUCCGUUGGUGGGCGCUGCGGAUGGAUCGCACGGUUACGGGAUGAGGUUCAGUUCGGGUGAGGGUUACGGUGGCAGCAGUAGUGCCCAUGGGGGCUACGACUAUCAUCCACCACCACCGCCCAUCCACACGCCUCCCAUUUUCCAUUCGCAUCCUCCCGUGCACCUCGUGACGACGUAUUCCAGUGGUGGCCAUUCAUCGAUUGGUAAAUCACAUCGCGGCGGAGGAAAGGGCGCGGCGUUGUCCGCGUUGACGCUGCUCGCGUUCCUUUAUUUCCUCAAUAUGCUGCAGAGCUGCCUGAAGGAACAUAUGGCCACAAUGAACCCGACGGUGAUGGUCAUGACGGCUGGUGCGACGCGUCGAAAAGACAUUGCAACCGUGACGGAGCAGGAUCGCAGUUCGGACGAGAGUCACGAGGAGCAGGAAAGCGACGAGGAUGGUCCGGCCGAUAGUGGAGAUUAUGAUGGUGGUGGUGGUGCAGCGGCCGUCGAGAGGUAUGAGGCGAUCUCGCGUCGCUAUCAGCUUCUCACCUCCUCCAAUCACACGCUCAAUCCUUACGUCAAACCAUCAACACGGUCGACGAUCCGGAAAAGGAUACCGGAAACACCUUCCCGGAAUCAAGAGCAGCAGCAACAGCAACAGGAGCAAUGGCGUCAACCAACAACAGUCAGGAAGAGACCUGUCAACCGCUACGGACCAGAUCAUGCCGGAAGUGAUUGGCAUACGAGCGAGCGUGGCCGACACUAACGGCUAAAGUGUGCUUGUGUGUGCUUGUGCUUGUGCUUGUGUGUGUCUGUGUGAGAGUUGUUGGAGAGUUGUUAAGUGAAAAAGUUCUAGACAUAAUAAAUAAACCAUCGAGCGAUUGUCGUCGCGCUGUGUGGACGACAGUGAAAAAUGGCGGCCGUUCCUCGAUGGUCCAACUUCGGGCGCUUCAUUAUCUGACUUACUAAUUCUCUCAUCUCCUGCUUCCAUCUCAUCUCCUCUUGUUCGUGGUAGGUGGAGUGAGGAGUGGGGCAGUAGUGGAUCAUAUGAAAUGCAUAAAUAAUACAAGCGCACACUGGCCGGUGUUGGCAUGGCGCAGCGGCAGCGCAACACCAUCUGAUGGCAUCUGACGCGGCUGACCUACUAGCAGAAGUGCCUAUGGGCACUAUGGCGCAAUCGGUGGAUAAAAUGUUUGUUAGAGGAAAUCGGUUUUCAAUUUCAAAUGAAACGUCGGUUGUAGUUAGAGUGAAUAGUGCUUGAUAGUGAAUGAAAGUGAGUAAAAUAAGGUUGUAGGAAAAUGCGUGAU
This is a messenger RNA of Anopheles darlingi, 1578 nucleotides long. RefSeq lists its product as uncharacterized. The transcript has a single exon. NCBI's taxonomy places the organism in Eukaryota, Metazoa, Arthropoda, Insecta, Diptera, Culicidae. The record is from RefSeq and is a predicted model, not a curated record. The coding region runs from base 45 to 1037 and encodes 330 amino acids.